Molecule: messenger RNA, 624 nt
Organism: Symbiodinium pilosum
Lineage: Eukaryota; Dinophyceae; Suessiales; Symbiodiniaceae
Source: the annotation of a GenBank genome assembly
AUGGCAGGCGCCCUGGACGACGAGGACGACCCCUUUGAGGAGGCCCUGAAGGACGAACCUGGAUUUCCGCCCGAUGAUGAUGCGGAGGGCCCGGCCCUCACCCCCACCGCCCUCAUCGUCGCGCCGCCCGGGUGCCUGGCUCUGGUCCCGGCUGGUGGAGAAGUGGGAAAGCCUGCGGUGACGCGGAGGUGGUUUGCCAGCACCAAGAGCCCGGCUGAGCGCGCUUUGCAGCAGGCGGAGGAUCUCCACGAGUCCGUUGAGAAGGCGCUGAAGACCGCUCGGGUGCGCGUAGAAGAGUUGGAGAAGAAGCUGAAAUCUGGCUCGGAAGAGUGGGAGCUGCCCUAUUCCGGCUUAGACGGACGCUGCAUCGAGAAGAGCAUCGGCGAGUACAAGUACAAGAUCUGCUUCUUCGACAAUGCCAAGCAGGACAGCACUUCGGUGGGCCGAUGGCAGGGCUGGGAAGCGCCGGGAAUCGCCAGCUUCACUGCAGGGCAAUACUGCCCUGGCGGUCCUGAGAGAAGUCUGAAGGUGAAGUUCCAAUGCGGUUCCAAGGAGGAACUCAUCGAUGUGUCGGAGCCCAGUCGCUGCACCUACGAGGCACAGUGGGCCUCCUCGUUGGGGUGA